AUGUGCCCUUCGUGCGAGCCUGAAGCUAUCGCCAAUGGCAACGGCCAGGCCAAUGGAUCUUCCAAUGGAGCCAAUGAAGCUGCAAACGGUGUUGACGCUCACCCAGGCUUCACCGCCGUCGAGACCAAGUCAAACCCCCACCCCACGCGACACAACCCAUACCAACCCGUUGGCGAUUUCCUGAGCAAUGUAUCGAGCUUCAAGAUCAUCGAGAGUACGCUGCGAGAGGGUGAACAGUUCGCCAAUGCGUUCUUCGACACCGAGAAGAAGAUUGAGAUAGCCAAGGCCCUGGACGAUUUUGGUGUUGACUACAUCGAAUUGACUUCGCCAGCUGCAUCCGAGCAAUCAAGAGCUGAUUGCGAGGCCAUCUGCAAGCUUGGAUUGAAGGCUAAGAUUCUCACCCACAUCCGAUGCCAUAUGGACGAUGCCAGAAUUGCUGUCCAAACUGGUGUCGAUGGAGUUGACGUCGUUAUCGGCACUUCUUCUUAUCUUAUGGAGCACUCCCACGGCAAGGACAUGACCUACAUCACCAACACUGCAAUUGAGGUUAUCAACUACGUCAAGUCGCACAACAUCGAAAUCCGAUUUUCCAGCGAGGAUUCCUUCAGAUCGAGCUUGGUUGACCUUCUUUCAAUUUACUCCACAGUCGACAAGAUCGGUGUAAACCGUGUUGGUAUUGCGGAUACCGUUGGAUGCGCAUCUCCAAGACAAGUUUAUGACCUGAUCCGAACUCUGCGAGGUGUUGUCAGUUGCGAUAUUGAGACCCAUUUCCACAAUGACACUGGUUGUGCAAUUGCCAAUGCCUAUUGCGCUUUGGAGGCUGGUGCAACCCACGUCGAUACCUCAGUCCUGGGUAUUGGUGAGCGAAAUGGUAUCACUCCCCUCGGUGGACUCAUGGCGCGCAUGAUUGUUGCAGACAGAGAGUAUGUUAUGGGCAAGUACAAGCUGCACAAGCUCAAGGAUAUCGAGGAGCUGGUUGCACAGGCUGUUGAGGUCAACAUUCCCUUCAACAACCCCAUCACCGGAUUCUGUGCUUUCACCCACAAGGCCGGUAUCCACGCCAAGGCAAUCCUCAACAACCCAUCUACAUACGAAAUUAUCAACCCAGCUGAUUUCGGCAUGUCGAGAUACGUUCACUUCGCUUCCCGUCUGACCGGAUGGAACGCCAUCAAGUCAAGAGCAACCCAAUUGAACAUCGAGAUGACCGAUGCUCAGUACAAGGAGUGCACAGCCAAGAUCAAGGCAUUAGCCGACAUCAGACCCAUCGCAAUCGACGAUGCCGAUUCGAUUAUCCGUGCAUUCCACCGUGGCUUGAAGAUUGGCAAGCAGGUAGAUCUCCUCCCUAACAUGACCGACGAGGAGAAGGCAAUGCUGGCCGAGAAGGAGAGAGAGAUCGACGUCCCCGAGAAGAGAGCACUUGAUGCUGAGGCCGAGCUGCCUACCGGCAAGAAGGCAAGAAAUGGCGUUUCAGCAUAA
This is a messenger RNA of Cadophora gregata, 1476 nucleotides long. Its product is annotated as Saccharopine dehydrogenase. The record is from RefSeq and is a predicted model, not a curated record. NCBI's taxonomy places the organism in Eukaryota, Fungi, Ascomycota, Leotiomycetes, Helotiales, Ploettnerulaceae. Gene Ontology annotation, cellular component: mitochondrion. Gene Ontology annotation, molecular function: homocitrate synthase activity. The transcript is spliced from 6 exons. Bases 1 to 1476 code for a protein of 491 amino acids.